This is a messenger RNA of Macrosteles quadrilineatus (aster leafhopper), 990 nucleotides long. RefSeq names its product cathepsin B-like. The transcript has a single exon. Gene Ontology annotation, biological process: regulation of catalytic activity. Lineage: Eukaryota; Metazoa; Arthropoda; Insecta; Hemiptera; Cicadellidae. Gene Ontology annotation, cellular component: lysosome. The record is from RefSeq and is a predicted model, not a curated record. The coding region runs from base 20 to 964 and encodes 314 amino acids. Gene Ontology annotation, molecular function: cysteine-type endopeptidase activity.
UAGUGUGAGUGAUUGAACCAUGGUGCCAAGUGUCGUGUUUCUCGCAGCAAUAUUUCCAUUACUUCACUGCCUCGAGAGCAACAUCCGCAGUGAUGAGUUUAUCCAAAUGAUAAAUGAGAUCCAAGAUGCUUGGACAGCCGGACCGAACUUCCAUGAACAUUCCUACGUCAAGAAUCUACUGAGCGCUCUCCCUAAUCGAGAGGAAAAACUCCCACUUCAGAUUGUCGAUGUGAAGAAACGUCUACCGGAUGACUUUGACGGCAGGCAGUCUUGGAAACGGUGCAGAUCUGUGGGAAGAGUCAAGGAACAAGGCAAUUGCGCUUCAGCUUGGGCUUUAGUAGCUACGGGUGUCUUCAGUGAUCGUAUGUGUAUAUCGAAAGUGAGCAAUGUAGAAGUUUCCGCGCAAAACGUGUUGUCUUGCUGUAGACUUUGCGGGGUGAACUGUUUCGGCGGGUACGUCUCCGAAGCUCUCGCAUUUCUGGCGCGAAGUGGAGCGCCCUCCAAGAAAUGCCAUCCUUACGAACUCUACGGCUGCCCGAAGAUCCAAGGACUCAUGAGUUGCCCCGAGGUCAGAGCUUACAACCCGAGGUGCCGAGGUUACUGUAGACCUCCCUACCCUAAGAGACCCUUCCAAGACCUCCAUCAAGCCACUGGGGCGUACUCCAUCGCCAACAACAGUGAUGUGAUCAUGAGCGAGAUCAUUUCCAAAGGCCCUGUGGCGGCGGUGAUGGACGUCUAUGAAGACUUGAUGGUUUACAAGUCCGGAGUGUAUUCUUACACUGCUGGAAGACAAUUGGGGCAACACCCUGUGAAGGUGGUAGGUUGGGGUGAAGACCAGGGACGACCUUACUGGCUCGUGGUGAACACCUGGGGAAGCCUGUGGGGCGACAAGGGUGUGCUGAAGAUCGCUAGGAAAACCAAUGGGUGUAACUUGGAGAAAAGAGUGUUUGGUUUGUCUCCUUGAAAUAGUGUUGUGAUUGUAUAAUACUG